UCUCAAUGUCGUUCUUCAAGCGUAACGAUCCGAACGCCCCCGCAGCAAGGAGGACGGGCGAUGCCGGCGGAAACCCGUCGCCGUACGGCCGCCUCCCGUCGGAGAACAACUCGUACUCGACGCCGUCGCCCCAGCCGCAGCAGUACAGCGGUGGCGGAGGGUACGGCCAGCCCGCGCCGAGCGGGUACGGCCAACCUCCCCCCCGCGACUAUGGACAGGCUCCUCAGCCCCCUCCUCGCCAGCCCCAGCCGCAGCGCGGAUACGACGACUACGGCGCCGGCCACCACGAGAAGCAGGGCGGGUACGAGAAGCCCGCCGCCGCACAGCCGUCGCGCGGAUACCCCCAGCAGUCCCGGCAGCACCAGCCGCAGCAGAGCGGCGGUGGAGCAGCUGGAGCACCUCGAGUGUUCGGCGUGGUCAACUGCCCCAGCGGCCCGCUGGCACUGACCAACAAGCUCGUGGUGAACGCGCAGGACUGGCCCCAGGACGUCGAAUUCGUCAUCCUCCGCAACCGCUACAUCUUCUCCAUUCUCCGUGACCCCACAGGCACGAUCCAGCAGCGCACGCUCGGGCCCUCGCAGGCCAUGCGUAAGUGGAUUGGCUUGUCGGCCGUCGGCGACUCGGUCGAGGCCGAAGCGUACAGGCCCGGCAACGGCGAGUGGGCUAGCCAGGUUGAUCUUGAGGUCGGCCUCUUCAAGAAGCACCAGGCGGCUGCGGACCCCUUCGACUCUGAGGAGCUCGCCAAGUUCUUCACCCACACUUUCCAAAACCUCCCCCUCACCCCUCUCCAGACGCUUGUGUUCGACUACCGUGGAUAUGAACUCAAGGCCCUUGUUAGAAAUGUCGCCACCCUCGACGGAAGGGAGGGCGCCGCGGGUAUCAUCAUGGAGGGAACGGAGAUUAUCUGGCAGAAGGACCCUUCAAACCCCAUCAAGCUCAAGAACACUUCCAACCGUGCGCCGACGCAGGCGAUCCUGGCCCCCAACUUCAAGUUUGAGGACAUGGGUAUCGGAGGUCUGGACACCGAGUUCCAGUCCAUCUUCCGUCGUGCCUUCGCCUCUCGUAUCUUCCCCCCUGGCCUCGUUGAGAAGCUCGGCAUUCAGCACGUCAAGGGUAUCCUGCUCUACGGCCCUCCCGGUACCGGCAAGACGCUCAUGGCCCGUCAGAUCGGCAAGAUGCUCAACGCUCGCGAGCCCAAGGUCGUCAACGGCCCCGAGAUCCUCAACAAGUAUGUCGGUGCAAGUGAAGAGAACAUUCGAAAGCUCUUCGCCGACGCCGAGAAGGAGCAGAAGGAGAAGGGCGACGAGAGUGGCCUGCACAUCAUCAUCUUUGACGAGCUCGACGCCAUCUGCAAGCAGCGUGGCUCGACCAACAGCGGCACAGGUGUUGGCGACUCGGUUGUCAACCAGCUGCUGUCCAAGAUGGACGGUGUGGAUCAGCUCAACAACGUGCUGAUCAUCGGUAUGACCAACCGUAUGGACAUGAUCGACGAGGCCCUGCUGCGCCCUGGCCGUCUCGAGGUCCACAUCGAGAUUUCCCUCCCCGACGAGUCUGGUCGUCUCCAGAUUCUCAACAUUCACACCUCCAAGAUGCGCAACAACGGUGUCAUGGGUGACGAUGUCAACCUGGAGGAGCUCGCGGCUCAGACCAAGAACUUCUCGGGUGCCGAGAUUGGUGGUCUCGUCAAGUCAGCAACGUCAUUCGCCUUCAACCGCCACGUCAAGGUUGGAACGGUGGCAGCGUUUGACGAUGUCCAGAACCUCAAGAUCACUCGUGCCGACUUUAUGCACGCCCUCGAUGAGGUGCAGCCCGCUUUCGGUGUCGCUGAGGAGGAGCUCUCCGAGGUGAUCCCCCAGGGCAUCAUCCACUACUCCAAGAGCGUCGACGAGACACUCAAGGACGGUAGCCUGCUGGUCGAGCAGGUCAAGCACUCGGAGCGCACGCCUUUGGUAUCAGCCCUUAUCCACGGUCCGCCAGGCUCGGGCAAGACUGCCCUCGCAGCCCAGAUUGCUCUGCUGUCCGAAUUCCCGUUCAUCAAGCUCAUCUCGCCUGAGCAAGUCGUCGGCUACAGCGAGGCGUCCAAGAUUGCCCACCUGCACAAGAUCUUCACCGACGCGUACAAGUCUCCUCAGAGUGUGAUUGUCGUCGACAGCCUCGAGCGUCUUCUCGACUGGAACCCUAUCGGCCCUCGCUUCUCCAAUGGUGUGCUUCAGGCGCUCGUUGUGCUCUUCGGAAAGCGCCCUCCAAAGGGUCGCCGCCUCUUGAUCCUGGCCACGACGUCGAACCGGUCCAUCCUGACCGAGAUGGACGUCUUGUCCGCAUUCAACACGGACAUUGCCGUCUCGCCCAUCGACUCGAUCCAACAGGUCGAGAAGUGUGUGAGGGAGGUCAACAUGUUUGCCGACGAGCGCGACCUGCACCGGUUCAUGCAGCACCUCCAGGACGCACGAUUCGGCCAGGACGGUCGACCAGAGUUUCAGAUCGGCGUCAAGAAGCUGCUCACGCUCACCGAGAUGGCGCGGCAGGACGCGGAGCCUUCGUACAAGCUGGCGUCGAGCAUUGUGCGCGAGAUUGUGUAGAUGGUAGUCAUUUUGUCCCAUGUUUUGCGUGAUGUAUUUACAUAGAUACAGGAAUCAAGAA
Messenger RNA from Vanrija pseudolonga, 2640 nucleotides. It is a transcript of the gene sec18, whose product is annotated as Vesicular-fusion protein sec18. Gene Ontology annotation, molecular function: ATP binding; ATP hydrolysis activity. Gene Ontology annotation, biological process: SNARE complex disassembly; Golgi to plasma membrane protein transport; intra-Golgi vesicle-mediated transport. The record is from RefSeq and is a predicted model, not a curated record. Gene Ontology annotation, cellular component: Golgi stack. Bases 6 to 2579 code for a protein of 857 amino acids. NCBI's taxonomy places the organism in Eukaryota, Fungi, Basidiomycota, Tremellomycetes, Trichosporonales, Trichosporonaceae. The transcript is spliced from 3 exons.